Messenger RNA from Chaetomium fimeti, 1988 nucleotides. Its product is annotated as permease for cytosine/purines, uracil, thiamine, allantoin-domain-containing protein. Gene Ontology annotation, molecular function: transmembrane transporter activity. The record is from RefSeq and is a predicted model, not a curated record. The transcript is spliced from 2 exons. Lineage: Eukaryota; Fungi; Ascomycota; Sordariomycetes; Sordariales; Chaetomiaceae. The annotation marks the transcript as partial. Gene Ontology annotation, biological process: transmembrane transport. Gene Ontology annotation, cellular component: plasma membrane; fungal-type vacuole membrane.
ACCUACCCAGAGUUCACCAGACACCGCGCGGAUUUGCGGGGGUGGUUUUGCAAGAUGUGACACGCACCUGAUAUGGGCCUAGUACGCAGAAUAUGUACAUAUACCUCGAGACAUCACGUCCAGACCCGUCCAUCUCCGCUUCUUGUAAUCAUCUUACGCUUUCGCUAUCCACACAUUUUGCAGUUGAUCACCCCCAAAGGCCUGUUGGUGUCAGUUUGUGCGGCUGAACCCCAGUGGCAGGAUGCCGACAAACCAAGAUAAUUUAGCAAUGGUCAAUCCCACCUUUGACCCCGAGAGGGGCGAAAAGACCGCGGCCGAGUCCGUUCCAAUGACGGCGGUCACGUCAACCUCAACAUCGAUUGCAAUUCCAUCAUCACCAAGCAGGCGGUCCGGUCUGCUUGAUACACUCCGCCGUAUCAACAACCGGAUUGAAGGGCUAUCCGGCUUUGAAGCCCGCGGCAUUACGCGUGUUCUCCCACAAGAACGAAAGCCGGCAUCGGCAGUAGCUGACCUGCAAGUCUUCAUUCUAUGGUUCGGUGCCAACAUUUCCGCCAACAAUAUGACAACCGGCCUCUUCGGCCCGCUCGUCUUCAACUUGGGAUUCAGAGAUAGUGUCUUGUGUGCCAUCUUUGGCUGCUUUCUAGGCUGCGCGUCCACAGCGUACAUGGCCAUGUGGGGACCAUGCAGUGGGAACCGGACAAUGGUGGUGCUGCGGUUCUUCAUGGGCUACUGGCCGUCCAAGUUACCGUGCUUCCUGAACAUUGUCCUCAUGGUGGGGUACAUUACGCUCAACUUCAUCAUAUCGGGGCAGAUUCUAUCGGCCGUGAGUGGUGGGACCAUGUCAAUUGCGGUUGGCAUUGUUGUUGUCUCGCUCGUCUGUUGGAUUGUUGCCGUUUUCGGCAUGUUUAUUUUCCACACAUAUGAAAGAUACGCGUGGAUUCCCCCGAUUCUAGCCCUGUUCGCGUUGAUCGGCUGUGCAGAGCCGCACUUCGACUCGGGGCUCGAAUCCACCGGUGACGCGGCCACCCUCGCCGCGAACCGACUCUCCUUCCUUUCCCUGUGCUUUUAUGUACCCAACUCAUGGGCUGCCGCGGCUUCGGACUUCUACGUGUAUUAUCCAGAGACGACUUCUAAACUCAAGAUAUUUUUGCUCACUCUCGCCGGGCUUUUCUUCUCUUUCACGCUCGUCUACCUCCUCGGAAUCGGACUUGCAUCCGGGGUCACUUCUCACACAGCAUGGGCUGACGCAUUUGCCAUCUCCACGGGCUCGUUGAUCGUGGAGGCGUUUGAUGGCCUCGCCGGCUUCGGAAAGCUCUGCAGCGUGAUCAUCGCACUAGGCAUCAUCGCCAACAGCAUCCCGGGAGCUUACUCGGCCGCGCUGGGAGUGCAGGUUCUGGGACGCUACGGCAAAGUCGUGCCGAGAUGGGUGUGGACAUGUUUCAUUGUUAUCAUCGCCCUUGUUCUCGCUUUGGCAGGACGAGAUAACUUGCUCGUCAUCUUUGGCAACUUCCUCGCUCUCAUGGGAUACUGGGUUGAGAUCAUGAUUGUCAUUGUCAUUGAGGAGCAUGUAUUCUUUCGAUGGAACCAUGAAUUCGACUGGGCAAUGUGGGAGAACAAACAGUACCUGCCUGUCGGCAUCUCGGCCUUGAUCGCGUUUCUCCUCGGGUGGGUGGGUGCGAUUCUCGGUAUGUACCAAGCAUGGUACGUUGGCCCGUUGGCGGAGAGAGCGGGCAUGAGUGAUGUCGGGCUUUGGCUUGGCUGCGGCUUUGGGAUCGUGUCGUAUCCGCCAAUGCGAUGGUUGGAGAUGAAGAUAAUAGGUAGGUAGUUGGAAUUGAACCCGGGCAUGGUUUAGAAGUGAACUUCCAGUCGUGGUAGGCGAGAAAAGAGCGACCAUUCACUUGGGUGGUGGCAACCGGCCGUUUAACGACGGAAGACUGAAAUAUAAUAGUUAGGUACUUUUUGAUUAGCAUAGAAUACCUUUGUCCCCG